UCCAUUUUAUCGUACGUCGUUGUCGCUUGCUGCGACUCGCGCAUUUUUGUCUUUAUUUGACAUUCGUUUACUCGUUUAUUUUUGUGUCAUGUUUAUUAGAGUGAAGGGGAUUUAUGUAGAAAUUAUUUAGGGGAACUUGCGUACAAGUUAUCUCUCACGUCUCUGGUACACAAUGAUCGUAGUGUAAAAAGCUUAAAUAACUGGGAUUUCGAAUCCUUUUUUCGGUAAAGGACAUUUAGUGCUCAACUCCAAUCAUGGUCCAGGAAUACGUAUCACCCGUAAGGGUGCACAAAUACUCGUUCGAGAUGGUGAUGGCUGCAUAUGAAAUGCGGUUCCCGAGCUGUCCUCAGAUACCGGUGGUAAUUGAAUGCGUGAUCACCGAGGACAGCUGGUCCGCAGACGAUUCGCAACGCCACACGACCAGGCGGUGCCAGCUGAAUGUUGAUGCGCCAUAUUUGUUGAAGAAGAUGAUCGGUGUCGAUUAUGUCUACUUCAUUCAGAAGAAUCACCUGGACCUCAAGAAUAGAGUGCUGGAAAUUGAAGCUACAAACGAAACCUUCGCCUCCAGAGUAUCGGUCAUAGAGAAAUGUAAAUAUUAUGUGCAUCCGGAGAAUCCUGAUUGGACGUGCUUUGAACAGAGCGCAUUACUUGACGUCAAGAAUUUCUUCGGUCUCGAAAACACCGUGGAGAAGAUAGCGAUGAAGCAAUACGCCGCGAAUAUUGCUAAAGGGAAGGAAUUGAUCGAGGUGUUCAUGAAAGAAGUGUACGAGACUGGCGUGAAGGAACUGCGACCGUGGAACGCAUCAGAGCCUGGAAAGAACCGCGAACUAAGACGGGUCGUGUCUCGUGGUACGGAGCCACUCUCGCCGCCACCCGUUGCUGAAACUAAGAAGCUUUCAAUACCAGAUCAAUAUACGCUCGACAGUGAAUACAUUAAACGUUAUCUGGGCGAGCUGACACCAAUGCAAGAGUCGCGGCUGUUGCAGCUGAGGAAGUGGAUCGCUGAUCUGCAGAAGGGAAAGUUCAAAAACCAGAUGCCAAGCGACACAACGCUGCUGCGAUUCCUGAGAGCUCGUGACUUCAGCGUGGAGAAGGCUCGGGAAAUGUUGUCACAGUCACUGCUCUGGCGGAAGAAGCACCAAGUAGACCGCAUCCUCUCCGAAUACGAGACGCCAGAGGUUGUCAAACAGUACUUCCCCGGUGGUUGGCACCAUCAUGACAAAGAUGGACGUCCGUUGUACAUUCUUCGACUCGGACAAAUGGAUGUUAAAGGAUUGUUAAAAUCGAUAGGUGAAGAUGGACUCUUAAAGUUGACACUUCACGUAUGUGAAGAAGGUUUAAAACUGUUAGAAGACGCGACCAGAUCAUCCGAGCACGCGAUCCAGUCCUGGUGUCUGCUCGUGGACCUGGACGGCUUGAACAUGAGACACCUCUGGAGGCCCGGGGUCAGGGCGCUGCUCCGCAUCAUACAGAUAGUUGAGGCGAAUUAUCCAGAGACGAUGGGAAGAGUGCUAAUUGUACGAGCACCUAGAGUAUUCCCAAUCCUAUGGACCAUUGUUAGCACUUUUAUUGAUGAAAAUACACGUAGCAAGUUCUUGUUCUACGGUGGCAAAGACUAUCUCCAAUCUGGAGGCUUGCUUGAUUACAUUCCCAAAGAUUUAAUACCGGACUUCCUCGGGGGACCUUGCAAGAGUUUCGUUCACGAAGGAGGUUUGGUACCGAAAAGUUUGUACGUAAGCGGAGCUUUCACGGAACGCGAUGGCGAUCCGUUGAGCGAAGACAGCAUCUAUAGAUCUGUGAGCCUAGGGAAGGGCCAGGUACACGAGGUUAUCGUUCAGAAUCGGGACCCGCAAAGCGUACUGACCUGGGACUUCGACGUGCUAAGUCACGAUAUAUCAUUCGCUGUUUACCGAAGCGAGCAGGAACUGGAUCGUCCCGACCAGGCAGCCGCGGCGGCGGGCGAGGAGCGGCGCUCGGUGCUGGAGGGCGCGGCGUGCGCGCGCGUGGAGGCGCCGCGCGUGUGCCACGACGGCGAGAGCAUCCAGGGCUCGCACGUCAUGGCCGACGCCGGCCUCUACGUGCUGCAGUGGCGCUGCGAGGCCGCCGACGCGCAGCUCAUGUACUUCCACGAGACGCUCGCCAGCCACCACUACCGGGGUUCGAUGUCCAGCCUGCAGUCCGCCACCAGCGGGUUCUCCUGCCUGAGCGGCAAGUCGGCCAUCAGCUCGUGCCCGUCGCGGUGAUGCGCCCCCCCGGCCCCGCCCGCGGCCCCGCUCCCCCCGCAGACGCCCUCCCCGCCGCUGCUGGACUAGUACUCGUCCGGAGCGGGGUCGCGACUGGCGUCGGUCCUCGGGGCUUUAGGGACGUUGCAUUUAGCGUUUUAAAAGUUUAAAAAGUAACGUUGCGAUGGGGCACUCGCUGCUUGUGAUAAACAAUUCGCGGGGCAUUCGGUCGUGUUAAUCCAGUCCCAUCCGUGAGUUUGUGGGUAGCUUAGUUCUCCGCGUCUAUCGAGAUCAAUUAUACAGCUAUAUUAAUUCGACAAUGAAAUAAAAAAAUAUGAUUUUGGACAAGACAUGAUUUUUGCACAAUUACCUUUAUGGUAUAUAAAUAAUUUCCUUCGUGAUAUUAUUUUCUUGUUACGAGAUAGCUAAUGAGUUGAGACACCAUUCACAUGAAAUAUAUUACAAUAAUAACUUAAGUUAAUACCACUUAAUAUUUAAGUUCAUUAUAAAAUCGUCCACGCUAUACAUUAUAUUUUUAUAUAAAACGAAUGAGCUAAUAAUAUAUACGUAUAAUUUUUUAAACCUCCAAACAAUUUGUGUGUCUGUUUAUUCAGUAUGAAUAUUAUAUGUCAUCCGUUUAUCAAUAGCUAUCAAAUUCUAAUGAAAUAUCAUAAUUAUAAUAUAAAUUAUAUAUUACAAAUUAAAAUUAACUAUUUUUGUUAAUAUUAAUACUUAUAAAUAAAUAAGGAAUAAAAAUAUGA
Messenger RNA from Vanessa atalanta (red admiral), 2983 nucleotides. RefSeq names its product protein real-time (gene retm). The transcript has 14 exons. Bases 255 to 2243 code for a protein of 662 amino acids. NCBI's taxonomy places the organism in Eukaryota, Metazoa, Arthropoda, Insecta, Lepidoptera, Nymphalidae. The record is from RefSeq and is a predicted model, not a curated record. Gene Ontology annotation, cellular component: cytoplasm.